AUGCAGUUGCUUCAUCUCAACACACAAUCCCAGGUUCGUAAUUCUGCAAUUCUUGAGGAAAAAGAGAUGUCUCCGGGUUACAUCCUUGCGUGGUCCUACUACUAUAACUAUCUCACCCCAGCUCUGCAAAAAUUUAAAGAAACCAUAAGUCGUCCCUUUCCUGAUCAAUUUAAAAGCGUUAAACUGUCCUUGAAUAAAUUGCUGUUGCUCAUACCACUUGAUUGCUACACGACAGACAAUUUGGAAGAGGCAGACGGAAAUAUUGAAAAAAUAUUUGACGCCGGGAACGAACAAGCCCAUUUCCGUUUCUCUGUUUAUCGCUUCAAGGAAUUACAUGAACCCAAAUAUUUUGCCAUACAAUACGUCAAACAGCCUUUGAAAACUUUGAGAGAAAUAAGCAAGUUGGAAAACGUCAAAGGUGUAAAAAAACAAAAUAGGGAAGAGGAAGUAAAAUUACUUUACAACACACUUAUUGACAUAUUAAAAGAGCCACCAGACCAGGAUAUUACAGGAAUGUGCGAAGUCAUACCAAUGCCAAUAAGUUUCGAAAGUCUACAAAACGGAGGACUAGCUAAAUGUCUCAUCAAUAAAAUUCAAUCUUUAUGUGAUAAUCAGAAUGAUAGUGGUGCCAGUACGUCAGAGAACAGUUUAGAAAUGAUGAACACUGCAAAUGAGAAUCAACAAAUAGACGAGGUACAACAGGUAUGAUACCAACUCUAAACCUAGCCUGGGAUUUCGGCUAUUAGCAUGCAUUUCCCAAUGGAAUGUAGGAAAACUUCCUAUAUGCCAUAUUCGGCAUAUUGUUUAUUUUUUGUCCCUCCAAACAAGCGACUAGACCCAGUCCUCUGCUCAAUUGGGAAAUGGCUAAUUGGGAAUUGCAUUCGAAGCUAUUGUCUAUAAUUAUUGUCUUAUUCGGAUUCAAAUUUAAAAAUCUAGCUAUCUUUCAAAAAUUAUUCCAAGAAAAUUUUUAUGUACAUGCAUGCAAAGUGAAAAAAUAUGAUUUCGACCGGCAAUUUUUAAUCGCAUCGGCCAUCGUGUUUAAUUUUGGCCAUUUUUGUUUGCAAUAAUGACAGAUGUAUCGUAAAUAGUUCAACUUCGUUUACACAGGUUGAUCACGCUCCGCCGAACCCUAUACAAAGUGGACAAUCUAUACAAGAUGAACAACAAGAACAAGAACAAGAACAACAACAACAAAACGACGAAAGGCCACAACGUAAUAAUGUGCAAGACGCCGGGUAUACCAGUUAUUGCACUACAUCUUGA
This is a messenger RNA of Paramuricea clavata, 1263 nucleotides long. Lineage: Eukaryota; Metazoa; Cnidaria; Anthozoa; Malacalcyonacea; Plexauridae. The record is from the annotation of a GenBank genome assembly.